This is a messenger RNA of Cyclocybe aegerita, 399 nucleotides long. Lineage: Eukaryota; Fungi; Basidiomycota; Agaricomycetes; Agaricales; Hemipholiotaceae. The record is from the annotation of a GenBank genome assembly.
AUGUCUGGUCGGCGCCAGUGCCUUGGCAAAGGCUUCGCCAUCCCUACACUCGGCUUCACCAACCACCUUCAAGUUUCCUCUACCAAGUUCUCCUUAUCAUUAUACCACGACCGCGCUAUUUCACGCUCGUCGCCGCUGCCUGCUGCAUCCGUCGCGACACCUUCCUCUACUUCGCUCCUGCUGCGAGCUCAGACAAGCUCGUCCAACCCCGCGUUUGGCCUUCCAGCAAAUGCCGACGCUGGUCUUCAUCGGUUUCUUUCUCCUUGCAUUCAGAAGUCGGCGAGAUCUGGAACAGCUGACAAAGUGCAAUAUGUUGGGAUUAUCGCAGAGGGCUCCGCGGUCAAGCAGCGGUUUGUGUGGUGCAGUGUGUUCGUGGUCUUCAUGUCGCUUGGCGGCUGA